Uncinocarpus reesii 1704 is the source of this 6663-nucleotide messenger RNA. RefSeq lists its product as uncharacterized. NCBI's taxonomy places the organism in Eukaryota, Fungi, Ascomycota, Eurotiomycetes, Onygenales, Onygenaceae. Gene Ontology annotation, molecular function: nucleic acid binding; ATP binding. The transcript has 2 exons. The coding region runs from base 1 to 6663 and encodes 2220 amino acids. The record is from RefSeq and is a predicted model, not a curated record. Gene Ontology annotation, cellular component: nucleus.
AUGGCGGAUCCAAACAAUGUGUCGCAAUACAAAUAUUCGGCGAUGUCUAACCUGGUCCUCCAGGCUGACAGACGCUUUGUUACUCGCCGAACAGAUGAAGUUACGGGCGAUCCAGAAUCGCUGGCCGGUCGGAUCAACAUCAAAGAUAUGGGAACCCGAGCGGCCAUCCCUGAAGCGACGAAGCCGAAAAAGCAAACCGGGCUGAAAGACAUCGAGCGCGGCUCAAUUAGAGAGGGUCAAGAUGUCCUGCAGAGAGAACAGAGAAAAAGGAAAAGAGGGGACCCAGCUCAGCUUCGCGGAGUGGGCAUUCUAUCCGCCGCCGAUGCGCUUGUCGAAGGUCUUAAAUAUCGACCCAGAACUGCUGCGACCAGAGAGACCUACAACUUCAUACUCACAAUGACGGCUAAUAGCCUCGGCGAUGUACCUCACGAAGUCGUUCGAAGUGCUGCUGACGCUGUACUGGAGAUCUUGAAGGACGAUAAUAUGAAGGACUUUGAUAAGAAGAAGGAAAUCGACGACCUUUUGGGCUCGUCUAUGGGUCCCAAACAGUUCAACGAGCUGGUAAACCUAGGCAAAAAAAUCACCGACUACGAUGCACAAGAUGAAGAGGAGAAUAAAACCGGCUUGGACGGCGCCGAGGCCGGUGAAGAAUUAGAUGAGCGACAAGGGGUGGCGGUCGUAUUCGAUGAAUCGGAGGAUGAAGAAGAGGGUCUUAGAGGGGAACUCGAAAUCAGAGAUGACGACGAUGCAUCAGAAGAAGACGAAGAACAGGCGUCUGAUCUGGAUAACGAACCAGACGCACCGGUGCCCAGACCUGUGGCGGACGGAGCUGGCGAUGAGUUGGGCUCGGAACAAAUGAUCUUAGACGGGGGCGCUCAGUUAUCGACGGGGACAAACACGAAAGCUGCCGCGAGGCAAGUACCUGUGCGGGAGAUCGAUGCUUAUUGGCUUCAAAGGCAGAUCGGACAGGUCUACGCUGAUGCCCACGUUCAACAUCAAAAAGCUCAAGAAGCUUUCAGAAUUAUGAGCGACGUAUCCGACGACGGGACAGGCAAACCGUUACGAGAAGUUGAGAACGACUUAAUGGAUCUUUUUGAUUACGAUUACCCGGAUUUGGUGGGGAAGCUGGUAGUCAAUCGAGACAGGAUAGUCUGGGUCACCAAAUGGAGGAGAGUCGCAGAGGAUGCCGAUGCUAGACACCUUGUCGAAAAUGAAAUGAUAGAAGCUGGUCAUCGAUCCAUUUUGGACCUACUUCGAGGGAAAGACGAAGAAACUGAAAGGUCUGCAAAAAAGAUCAAGGUAGACCUAAUGGAUAUUGACGUACCGUCGGACAAAAAGCCAGAAGAGUUGAAGGUGAAACAAGACGAUAGCGGGUUGACAGGCGGGCUUCAUCCUAAGAGGCUGAUUAACCUCGAAGACUUGGUUUUUGACCAGGGCAAUCAUUUAAUGACAAACCCGAACGUGAAGCUUCCGCAAGGGUCAACGAAAAGAACAUUCAAAGGAUAUGAAGAAAUUCAUGUGCCCGCCCCAAAAGCAAGGAAAGAUACCGCCGAUGAGCCAAACAUCCCAACUUCGGAGCUUCCAGACUGGGCACGUAUUGGCUUUGGGAGCGCCAAACAGUUGAAUCGUAUCCAGACCAAGUGCUUUCCCACAGCUUUCCAUGGAGACGGCAACAUGCUUGUUUGCGCGCCAACCGGCUCGGGAAAAACGAAUGUUGCGAUGCUUACCAUGUUGCGAGAAAUUGGCAAAAAUCGAAACCCGAAUACAGGUGAAAUCAUGCUUGAUGAUUUCAAAAUUGUUUAUGUUGCACCACUGAAGGCAUUGGUUCAAGAACAAGUAGGCAACUUUGGGAAGCGAUUGGAACCUUAUGGUAUCAAGGUCUCUGAGCUCACAGGAGAUCGUCAAUUAACAAAACAACAAAUUGCGGACACUCAAGUCAUCGUUACCACACCAGAGAAGUGGGAUAUUAUCACUCGAAAGGCCACGGAUACUAGCUACACGAGGCUAGUGAGGCUGAUCAUUAUCGAUGAAAUCCACUUGCUCCACGACGAAAGGGGCCCGGUUCUCGAAAGCAUAGUCAGCCGAACAAUUCGACGGACCGAACAAACUGGAGACCCUGUCCGUUUGGUCGGGCUUAGUGCUACUUUGCCAAACUACCGCGACGUCGGCAGCUUCCUCCGUGUUGAUCCCAUCAAUGGCCUCUUUCAUUUUGAUGGCUCGUAUAGGCCAUGCCCAUUAAAGCAAGAAUUCAUUGGAGUAACGGAGAAGAAAGCUAUCAAACAGCUGAAAACAAUGAAUGAUGUUUGUUACACCAAAGUGCUUGAGCAGGUUGGAACCAACAAAAACCAAAUGUUAAUAUUCGUCCACUCAAGGAAAGAUACCGCGAAAACUGCCAGAUACAUAAGGGAUAAAGCAGUCGAAAUGGAAACCAUUGGCCAGAUUCUGCGCAGUGAUGCGGCCAGCCGGGCUAUUUUAUCGGAAGAAGCUGAAAGCGUCAAUGACCCGUCACUGAAAGACUUGAUGCCGUAUGGCUUUGGUAUCCAUCACGCUGGUAUGAGCAAGGCUGAUCGAACAUCUGUUGAGGACCUUUUCGCAGAUGGCAGCUUGCAGGUCCUGGUUUGUACCGCAACAUUGGCGUGGGGUGUUAACCUUCCUGCUCAUACGGUUAUCAUCAAAGGAACUCAAGUUUAUUCCCCAGAGAAGGGCAGUUGGGUUGAAUUAAGCCCUCAAGAUGUGCUGCAGAUGCUGGGAAGAGCCGGCCGUCCUCAGUAUGAUUCGUUCGGUGAAGGCAUUAUCAUCACUACCCAAGCAGAGUUACAGUAUUAUCUCUCAUUGUUGAACCAGCAGCUUCCGAUCGAAAGUCAGUUGAUGAGCAAACUUGCUGACAACUUGAAUGCCGAAGUUGUGCUGGGCAAUAUCCGUAACCGUGACGAGGGAGUUGAAUGGUUGGGAUAUACUUACUUAUUUGUGAGAAUGAUACGCUCUCCUGGUCUCUAUAGCGUUGGCGCAGACUAUGAAAACGACGAGGCUCUUGAGCAAAGACGUGUGGAUUUAAUACAUUCGGCAGCCACUGUGCUCGGAAAUGCUGGCCUCAUCAAGUACGACAAACAGAGCGGAAAGCUUCAAUCGACGGAAUUAGGCAGGAUUGCCUCCCAUUAUUAUAUAACUCACAGCUCCAUGCUCACAUACAACCGCCAUCUGCAGCCGAUGAUUUCAGCAAUUGACCUUUUCCGUAUAUUUUCCUUGAGCGAUGAGUUCAAGUAUAUCCCGGUUCGUCAAGACGAGAAACUAGAGCUGGCGAAGUUGCUUGGCCGCGUUCCUAUUCCCGUAAAGGAGGGUAUUGAAGAGCCACACGCAAAGAUCAAUGUCCUCCUACAAGCUUUCAUAUCUCGCUUGAAGCUUGAAGGACUCGCUCUCAUGGCAGACAUGGUAUAUGUUACACAGUCUGCUGGUCGUAUCCUUCGCGCAAUUUUCGAAAUUACUCUUAGAAAAGGGUGGUCUUCUGUGGCUAAAACGGCUCUCGACUUGUGCAAAAUGGCGGAAAAGCGAAUGUGGCCAACGAUGUCCCCUCUCCGUCAAUUCCCAACUUGUCCCCGUGAAAUCAUCCAAAAGGCCGAAAAGAAAGAUGUUCCAUGGUCAAGCUAUUUCGAUCUUGACCCGCCCAGGAUGGGCGAGCUCCUUGGUGUACCAAAAGCCGGCCGGACAGUAUGUGACCUUGUUGCAAAAUUCCCUCGUCUGGACAUGCAAGCCCAGGUCCAACCUAUGACGCGCUCAAUGCUUCGAGUUGAGCUUACGAUAACGCCGAAUUUCGUUUGGGAUGAUGCAUUGCAUGGUAACGCGGAGAGCUUCUGGGUCGUUGUCGAGGACUGCGAUGGAGAAGAGAUACUCUUUUACGACCAGUUUGUUCUUCGCAGGGAGUUUGCAACCGCCGAAAUGAAUGAACAUUUAGUCGAGUUCACCGUUCCUAUCACUGAGCCAAUGCCUCCUAAUUACUUCAUUUCGCUGGUUUCUGAUCGCUGGAUGCACUCAGAAACCAAGAUUGCCGUUGCUUUCCAAAAAUUAAUUCUUCCCGAGAAAUUUCCUCCUCACACGCCGUUGUUAGAUAUGCAACGGGUACCGGUCAAAGCCUUGAAAGACCCGAAUUACCUGGAUUUAUACCCCAAAUGGGAGCAUUUUAACAAAGUGCAAACGCAAGUCUUCAAAUCGUUAUUCGACUCUGAUGACAACGUAUUUAUCGGGGCGCCUACUGGCAGCGGGAAGACUGUGUGUGCCGAGUUUGCCUUGCUUCGCCAUUGGUCUAAAAAUAAUCAUGGGAAGGCGGUUUACAUUGCUCCUUUUCAGGAACUGGUUGAUCAACGCCUUGCUGAUUGGCAAGGUAGAUUCCGGAAAAUAAACGGCCCCAAAACGAUCUCGAAGCUUACCGGGGAGACCACAGCUGAUCUCAAAAUUCUAGAUCAGGCAGAUCUUGUUUUAGCCACCCCUAUUCAAUGGGACGUACUGUCCCGGCAAUGGCAGCGCCGAAAGAAUGUUCAGGCAGUUGAGUUGUUCAUUGCGGAUGAGCUCCAUAUGCUAGGCGGCCAAGGCGGUUACGUGUAUGAGGUGGUAGUGUCUCGAAUGCACUACAUCGCACUUCAGACUGAGAAUAACCUUCGCAUUGUGGGAUUGAGCGUCCCACUCUCGAAUGCUCGUGAUCUUGGAGAGUGGCUAGGAGCAAAGAAGCACACUAUCUACAAUUUCAGCCCUCAUGCUAGGCCAGUGCCUCUCGAACUACACCUUCAGUCGUUCACUAUCCCUCAUUUUCCGUCGCUUAUGCUUGCAAUGGCUAGGCCCGCCUACUUGGCUAUCUUACAACUCUCUCCGACCAAGCCUGCUCUGAUAUUUGUUCCCUCGCGUAAACAGACGCGUUCAACUGCUUUAGACCUAGUAGCUGCGUGUAUCGCAAACGAUGCUGAAGAUCGGUUUCUCCAUACUGAAAUUGAUCAAAUUGCACCCCUGUUGGAUCGAAUUGAUGAACGAGCUUUGGCGGAAUCUAUAUCUCACGGCAUUGGCUACUACCAUGAAGCACUCAGCAAGGGCGACAAACGCAUCGUAUCUCACUUGUUCAAAAUUGGGGCGAUUCAAGUCAUGAUAGCCUCACGGGACGUGUGUUGGGAAAUUGAAUUCACAGCACAUCUUGUCAUUGUCAUGAAUACCCAGUUCUUUGACGGCCGAGAACAUAGAUAUAUCGACUACCCGAUUAGCGAAAUUCUUCAAAUGUUCGGAAAAGCUUCUCGACCUUUGGAGGACCAGAGCGGCAAGGGUGUUUUGAUGGUUCCUGCGGUGAAGAGAGAUUACUAUAAGAAGUUCCUCAACGAAGCUUUGCCCAUGGAAAGCCAUCUACAACUCUAUUUACACGACGCUUUUGUUACAGAAAUAAGUACAAGGACCAUUUCUUCUACGCAAGAUGCUGUGGAUUGGAUGACUUAUACUUAUUUCUAUCGACGGCUAUUAGCGAAUCCGAGCUAUUAUGGAUUGAGUGGUCUAGAUCACGAAGCUCUUAGCACAUUCUUGUCUGAGAUUGUCGAGAAUACGUUGAAAGAAUUGGCAGAAGCAAACCUUGUUGACUUGGAUGAAGAAGAUGACACCAUCUCACCACUCAACGCUGCCAUGAUUGCGGCUUAUUACAACAUAUCUUUCAUCACGAUGCAAACGUUCCUCUUAUCAUUGAGCGCUCGGACGAAACUGAAAGGUAUCCUGGAAAUCGUUACAGCUGCAACCGAGUUUGAAAGCAUCCAGGUUCGGCGCCAUGAAGAGCAUAUCCUCCGUCGUAUAUAUGAUCGUGUGCCGGUUAAGAUGUCGCAACCUGCCUACGAUUCUCCUCAUUUCAAGGCAUUCGUCCUUUUACAGGCGCACUUCUCACGGAUGCAGCUUCCCAUCGACUUGGGCAAGGACCAAGAAGUUAUAUUGAGCAGAGUACUCAGCCUUCUUAGCGCUUGCGUUGAUGUGCUUUCUUCCGAAGGUCACUUAAACGCCAUGAAUGCUAUGGAGAUGUCGCAGAUGAUUGUACAAGCCAUGUGGGACAGAGAUAGCCCAUUGAAACAAAUCCCGCACUUCAACCCAGACACCAUCAAGGCUGCCAAUGAUUUUAAGAUUCGAGAUGUUUUCGAGUUUAUGGAGGCCAUGGACCCUGCGGAGAAUAAAGACUAUGCCGGCUUGGUCAAACGCCUUGGACUUGGCAACAAACAACUUGCUGAGGUUGCGGCAUUCACCAACGACAAAUAUCCUAGCAUUGAUCUCAACUUCACGCUAGUGGACGAGGAUACUAUUACCGCUGGGGAACCCGCGUACAUCAAGGUCAAAUUGGAACGGGAGGCAGAUGAAGACGAAGAACCCGAUACCACCGUUUCGGCACCGUUUUACCCAGGCAAGAAAGUGGAAAGUUGGUGGCUUGUUGUUGGUGAAGAGAAGACCAACAGCCUGCUAGCAAUUAAGCGAGUGGCAAUAGGGAGAAAGCUAGAGGUCAAGCUUGAAUAUAUUGUUCCUAGCCCUGGGGAGCACGAACUCACUCUGUACCUCAUGAGCGACAGCUAUGUUGGCGUGGAUCAAGAUCCCAGCUUCAAGAUUAAUGCCGCGGAAGGAAUGGAUGAGGAUGAAGCGGAUGAGGACGAAGAAUCAGCAGAAUAA